Molecule: messenger RNA, 3398 nt
Organism: Pseudophryne corroboree (corroboree frog)
Lineage: Eukaryota; Metazoa; Chordata; Amphibia; Anura; Myobatrachidae
Gene: ACSL1
Product: acyl-CoA synthetase long chain family member 1
Exons: 21
Coding region: 214-2310 (698 amino acids)
Biological process (GO): long-chain fatty acid metabolic process
Cellular component (GO): endoplasmic reticulum; membrane
Molecular function (GO): long-chain fatty acid-CoA ligase activity
Source: RefSeq, a predicted model, not a curated record
CCUCUGUUACCUUUUGCCUACUAGGCAUUAAGUAGCAGUCCUUGCAUGUGACUUCUGUCCUGAUAGUCAUUGCCUGCAGCAGUGACAGCAGCUGACAAGUCCGCGUCCCCUGCAGUAGGGUGUUCAUGCCUGCACUGAAGAGCACGUAGGGGUGAGUUGUCUGCUAUGAAGAACAGAUUGUUUGUAGUACAAGUUUAAAGAGCACCAGUAACCAUGCAAGCACACGAGAUAUUUAGAAGCCUCAGGAUCCCUGAGCUAGGAGAUGUUCGUCAGUAUGUUCGCACUCUUCCCACCAACACCUUGAUGGGCUUUGGUGCUUUUGCUGCUCUUACAACCUACUGGUACGCAACAAGACCUAAAGCUCUGAAGCCCCCGUGUGACCUGGCAAUGCAGUCGGUGGAAGUAAAGGGGCAUGAGGGUGCUCGUCGAUCCACUUUGAUGGAUAGUGAUGAGGUGCUGACCUACUACUAUGAUGAUGUCCAAACAGUCUAUGACAUUUUCCAAAGAGGAAAUAGAAUAUCAAAAAAAGGACCUUGUUUGGGACAUAGGAAGCCUAAUCAGCCAUAUCAAUGGCUAUCUUAUCAAGAGGUUUCGGACAAGGCAGAGUAUGUGGGGUCAGCCUUGCUGCACAGGGGCUGUAAACCAAGUCCUGAACAGUUUAUAGGCAUUUUUGCACAGAACCGGCCUGAGUGGACAAUUGCAGAACUGGCAUGCUAUACUUACUCCAUGGUGGCUGUUCCUCUCUAUGAUACUCUAGGAGCUGAAGCUAUUACUUACAUUAUAAAUAAAGCGGAAAUAUCCCUGGUGUUCUGCGACAAUGCUGAAAAGGCAAAGUUACUGCUGUCCAAUGUUGAAAAGGGAGAUACUCCCAUUCUGAACACAAUUGUGCUUAUGGAUUCAUUUGAUGAGGAUCUUGUGGAGCGAGGCAAGAAGUGUGGAGUUGAAUUAGUCAGCCUGAGAGAGAUAGAGGUAGAGGGAAAGAAUCAUCAUGAGAAACCAAAACCUCCGAAGCCAGAUGAUUUGGCAGUGGUGUGCUUCACUAGUGGGACAACAGGAAAUCCAAAAGGUGCAAAACUCUCGCACAAGAAUAUCGUGAGCAACACUGCUGCUUUUCUUAAAGUAACAGAGGGUUUGGCGGUUCCCUCUACUCAAGAUGUUCUCAUCUCUUUCUUGCCAUUGGCGCAUAUGUUUGAGAGAGUUGUGGAGUGUGUAGCACUUUGCCAUGGAGCAAAAAUAGGGUUCUUCCAAGGAGACAUUCGGUUGCUGAUGGAUGACUUGAAGGUUUUGCAACCUACCAUCUUCCCAGUUGUUCCUCGGCUGUUAAACAGGAUGUUUGAUAGAGUCUUUGGACAAGCUAAUACUACCUUGAAACGUUGGCUGCUGGAAUUUGCUUCCAAAAGAAAAGAGGCUGAGCUCCGCAGUGGAAUUAUCCGAAAGGAUAGUCUUUGGGACAAGCUCAUAUUCCAAAAACUUCAGGAGAGCCUUGGAGGAAAGGUACGACUAAUGAUAACGGGAGCAGCACCAGUUUCUCCUACAGUGUUAACAUUCUUACGGGCAGCUCUUGGCUGUCAGUUCUAUGAAGGAUAUGGGCAAACUGAAUGUACGGCUGGUUGUUCUCUGAGUAUUCCUGGAGACUGGACAGCAGGUCAUGUUGGUGCUCCUAUGCCCUGCAAUUAUGUGAAGCUGGUAGAUGUCGAGGACAUGAAUUACUUUGCUGCAAAAGGAGAGGGUGAGGUUUGUGUCAAAGGGUCAAAUGUGUUUCAAGGGUACUUAAAGGAUGAGGAGAAAACUGCAGAAGCUUUAGACCAGGAUGGUUGGCUACACACAGGGGAUAUUGGUAAAUGGUUGCCUAAUGGUACUUUAAAGAUCGUAGAUCGGAAAAAACAUAUCUUUAAAUUAGCCCAGGGUGAAUACAUUGCACCUGAAAAAAUUGAAAACGUGUAUACAAGAAGCGAAGCAGUGGUGCAGGUGUUUGUUCAUGGAGAAAGCUUGCAGGCUUUCCUUGUGGGAAUUAUUGUCCCAGAUCCUGACAAUGUACUUAUUUGGGCAAAAAAGAGGAAAUUUGAAGGUACCUAUGAGGAGCUGUGCAAGAAUAAGGAUUUUAAAAAUGCUGUUCUAGAAGAUUUUUUGAAACUCGGAAAGGAAUCUGGAUUGAAAACGUUUGAACAAGUAAAAGACAUUGCUUUGCACCCGGAAAUGUUUUCAGUCCAGAACGGUCUGUUGACUCCAACGCUGAAAGCCAAGAGGCCAGAGCUACGAAAGUAUUUUCAGACACAGAUUGAAGAACUGUAUGCCAAUAACAAAGUAUAAUCUGCCCUCCUUCAUUACCAUCUGCUAUCUAUUCACAACAGCAAACAAAGACAUGGCUGAUCAUAGGAAUUAUUUUGAAGACCUUUCUACAAUGCCUUAUUGGUCACCUGUGUUUUCAUCUUUUGUACUGUGACCUAAAAUCUUCAGGCCUUACAAAUCAUUUACAUUUGGACAUCAUAUGAAUGUCAUCCUCUGGAUUUCUUGUGUCUUCUGUCUCAAAUUGUACAUUUCUCCCACUCCCAAUCUAUCUUUAUGUACAAAACACUUCUGUUCGGGUCUUACACUUUUGUUCCAAAUCACAUUCUUCUUGCUUGCCAAAUAAGAUCCCUUUUCUAUUAACUUGUAAAUAGAUAAAACAGUGCAGAGUCCAGUUCACUGCAGAAACAGGUACUUAACUUUUAAAACCUCACGUGGAGGGAUAGUCACAUUAAAUUAUUAGUACUUUAAAGUGAUGUUUAAUAUUUUACCACUAUUCUUUCUAAAUGUACAUUAUAAAUGAUUUUGCUCUAUCUAUAAAAACGUGACAAACAUUUGUUCUUUAAUCCUAUGAUGGAAAAUCUUUCCAUGUUUUCAAAAUGCUGCUAGAGGACUGGGAGACACUUGUUCAUUUUUCCUGUCAGUCCAGUUAAAACUGUAAAGUGCAAUUAUUGGUGAUGUGUCUGCCCGUGAGUUUGUUUUAAAUAGAAGGGAAGGUCUAAGUUGUUUUGGGUUUAUCUGGGCGUUGGGGUAUAGGCCUAUUGUCGGUACCACAUAUUUUAAGGCUGUUCUGGAGGUGUCCUUGCACACUUGUUUUCUAGAGAUGUAAGGCACACGGGACUUGCAUAAACAAGCACAAUAAUGGUUUGCACUAUGUAAAGACCUGAGAUUUAUGCUGAUACACUGUAUGCUAGGGUGGGAUCAUUUUCUAGAAAAGUCGUUGCACAGAUAGACUGAAUUUUUAUCCAAAUGAUGUGACUUGUUAAAAUUGACUUUAAAUGUUUGCUUAACGAUAUUGAUCUUGUAUAAACCAAAAUCUCCCCCCAGUCUGGUUUGCUCUUCAGCCCCUUCCAAAAAAUGAAGGAAGCCAAAAUAAAUAAUUGUAUGAAGUA